CGGGCAGGGCUGGGGCAGCCCCGGUCCCCACGUGACGCCCGCGCCGCGCGGGGGCGGCUCCGGUUCAUUCAUAAAUCCCGGGGCCGCCCCGCCGCACCGAGCGCAGCGGCGGCGAUGGAGCCCCGGUCUCGGUUGUAGGACACGCUCGGGCCGGGACAGACCAUGAGCGAUGACCCAACACCCUGGGACAACGCGACCGAGAGCGCCACGGCGGUGCCCGGCGAGGUGUCCCCUCAGGAUGGGUACGUGCUGCUGCUCGCCCUGCUCUCCAUCUUCAUCGGGGGCACCCUGGUGCUGCUCUCGGGCAUCCUGAUCAUCUGCCGCCGCUGCUGCGAGGCCGACCGCCGGCACUCCAGAGCCAGCGAUGACCCCGAGAAAACCAACACCACUUACCUGGAUGACUCGCAGCAGGCGCAGGAUAUCACUGGCAAAGCGGAGGACCCCGAGUGCCUGUCGUCCUCCAGCUACCGGGAUGCAGAGAGCGAGCGCUUCCUGUCCUCCAGCUCCUCCACUGCCCGGCGCGUCUCCUUCAACGAGGCCGCGCUCUUUGACCAGGGCAAGAAGACCCAGGAGAAGGGGAGGAGGUACACACUGACAGAGGGGGACUUCCACCACCUGAAGAACGCCCGCCUGACUCACCUGCACCUGCCGCCGCCUGCCCUCAAGAUUGUCACCAUCCACGAGUGCGAGUCCAGCGAGAACAGCCUGCCCAUGACCCCCCGCCUGCCCCCGCCCAAGCCCGGUCUCGCCAUCUUCCAGCCCCCUGCGGGGGCCCUGCCCCGGCCAGUGCUCCCCAGCCAUGCCGUGGGCCCCAGCUCUGCCCUGCCCGGGGACACCUACAACUCCACCGUGGACACCAGCUUCACAGAGGCCAGCCCGUCCGCCUCCUCCGACUCCGGGGAGGGGCCUUCGUUCACAGCAGCACCCAGGAGUGGGAAGGCGGCUGGGGCGGGCAGCGCCGGCCCCGGGGAGCCCCCCCCGACCCCCCCCCAGGGGACCGUCCUGCAGUUCUUCACCCGCCUGCGUCGCCACGCCAGCCUGGACGGGGCCAGCCCCUACUUCAGGAUCAAGAAGUGGAAGCUGGAGAGCACCCAGCGGGCGUCCAGCCUGGACACCAGAGGGUCCCCCAAGCGUCGGCAGUUUCAGAGGCAGCGGGCAGCCAGCGAGAGCAUGGACCAGGAGGACCGGGACCCCCAUCAGACCGACAUCAUCCAGUACAUUGCCCACACGGACGACGUGUCCUUCCACCCCGCGGGGGGCCCCUUCCUGCCCUCCCCCGCCAGCCCCCCACCCUCUCUCGGCAGGCUAGAGCCAGGCGAGGGGGGCGCGGGCAGCCCCGGCGAGCCCAGCGUGCCCGAGCAGCCCAGCGCCUACCACGACAUCUGGAGCCUGCGCGCCUCGCUGGAGCUGUACGCGGCCUCGGAGCGCAGCAACGACCAGGACUCGGUGCGCAGCGACGGCGGCGACAGCGUCUCCUCCACCAGCGGCGUGCCCCCCUGCCCUUCCCCUUCCCUGGAUGAGCCCGAAGGCCCCGAGGAGAAGUUCUGGGGUCGGCCCAAGGCGGAGGAGUCGGAGCCCGGCACUCGCAAGCUGCUGCAGAUGGACAGCGGCUACGCCUCCAUCGAGGCGCCCAGCCGGGGGGGCGAGGAGGGCCCCCCCAAGGACCAGACGGCCUCCGAGAAGCGCAUUUGCUUCACCAGCGCCGGGCGGAAAGGAACCAUCUUUGAGAGCUUUGAGGGCCGGGAGCCGGAGGAGGAGGAAGAUGAGGAAGAGGAGGAGGGGGGGAGCACGACCCUGGGCGCAGCGGGUGGGGGACACCUCCGUCCCCACAGCCCCCUGGCCUGGUCCCCGUAUGGGCAGAUGUUCCCGGGGCGGGAGGGGCUGCCCCGGCGGGACUACAGCAUCGACGAGAAGACGGACGCGCUGUUCAACGCCUUCGUGCGCCACGACCCCCAGUUCGACGAGUCCCCGCUGCGGGGCAAGCACCGCUCCCGCACCCACCUGCGCAAGCAGUGGCAGCACACGAAGCAGUUCAGCGACCCCGGCGUGCGGUACCCGGCGCUGGAGCGGCACCGGACGCCCCUGCGCCGCGGCGACAGUGCCAACUACCCGCUGGACUCCCGGUUCCACAGCCCCCUGCCCCGCAUCGUCAGCGCCGGCGACGAGGAGGCGGCAGAGGCGAACGAUGGGGUCCCCCCUGCCCCGGCGCUGCCGGACCCCGAGAUCCAGGUGAUCGUGGAGGAGCCCGGAGAGGCGGCCCCCGAGCCCAAGGCUGGCUCUGAGCCCCCCGAGGACGAUGACUGCCCCGGCCCCGGGAGGUGCUUGGGGCUGGGCUCCGGCUCGGAGCUGAUGGACAAGAUCGCCGGCGGCCUGGAGGAGCGGCUCUACGGGCACCUGAGGAAGGCGGCGGAGAGAGAGACCCCCGAGUGCACGGUGGCCGUGGCGGCCAGUGACGCCUCCCCCGACCACAGCACGGUCUAGGGCCGGCAGGAGGGGGAGAGACCCCGCACAGGGGGGCUCGGCCCCCAGCGGGGCUCAGGGCUUCAUCCCCUCCUGCUGCCGGCACGGGGUGCCCAGGGCGGGAAGGGGGUCCCGGCCCAGGCCAGGAGGGCACGGGGGGACCCCUGGCUGUAACCUCAGCCACGGGGGUCCCGUAGCGUGGGGUGGCCGAGCCCCCCGGCUCCCGGGAGCGAGGGCCUGGGCUGGGGGAGCCCCGGGGGUCGGGGCUCGGUGGAGAAGCCGAGCGAUGGCCGGGGGUCAGCGCUGAGGGACUUGGUGAAGCCCUCACCCCGCUGAGCCCCCGCAGCACCUUCGCCCUCCCCUCUCUCCGAGGUUUUACAAGCAAUAAGCCUCUCCUCCGGCCGGGAAUGCGCCCAGGAAGGGGCCGGAGCUGGGUGUCCCCGCUCGGGGGACGCUGUGGUGCCACCCUGGCCAGGGUUUGGGGAGGGGCAGUCACCUCCUCAAUCCCAAACCCACCGAGGUCUGCAGGGAGCCUGGGAUCUGAACUGGAAGCAGGGGGCUUGGGCCAGGGGGAUUCUAGAGGGGCUCAAGCUCCUCCUGGGGAGCCCCAGAAUGGCAGCCCAAGGGCUGUGGGGGGAAGGAUCGGCCCCGGGGACCCCAAAAAUGCCCCCCGGAGGGGUGAGGGUGCCCGGUGCCUGCCCCUGGUGCUGCCCCCCUGCCCAGGGUACGGGGUGAGACCAGAGCAGGGCAUCCCCAGCAGGUGCUGUGGGGGACCCCCAGUGCCCCCCAGGAGCUCAGGGGGGGCUCAAGGAUAUUUAUUUUUACAGAGGCGGCUGCUGCUCCGGUGGGGGGGGAGGGCUGAGGGAGGUGUUCACUUUUUAUUGGGUUUUUAUUUGAGUUUCAAAGAACGGGUGAAAAAAAGAGAAAAAAAGAAACUGCCCCAGCCCAGCCCUGGCUGUGGCACCUGGGACUCGGCAGCGGGGGGGGGACAGGCAGGGCCCCCCCACACCCCCAUUGCAUGCGAGUAGAGGCCGGGUUGCCCCUUCCCUCUGUGCAGGCUCUGCCCAAAGCUCCCCCUCCAUCACCUCUGCGUUUUUAAGUCUAUAAACAAAGGAGAAAAACCAAAACCAACCGUGGCAUCUCUGAGCUCUUUUCUUACCUUCUGCAUCCCCUGGGAUGGUGCCUGCUGUGGGGUGGGGUGGUGGGGGCAGGGGGGCUCUGGGCCUGGCAUUGCCCCACAAUUGUGGGUUUGCCUGGGGGGCUGUGCCCUUCCAAAAGGAAAAGGAGGAGGAGGGGCUGGUCAUACCCCCGACCCCACCUGCUGCAGGAGGAAGGACAUGAAACCCACCUGCUGUUUUCACUUUAUUUUUCUUUAAAAAAAAAAAAAAAGAAAAAAAAAGGGGGAAGAAAAGCAAAAAAAAAAAAAGAAAAAAAAAAAGAAGAAAAAAAGCCAAGUGGCUGCCACCACCCUGAUCCCUUUGGAGCCCAGAUUCCUCCCAAGCUCUGAGCCCUUCCUGGGCCCUGUUCCCUUCCGAGCCCCUCCGAGCCCCCGUGCAGCAUGCAGGUGUAAUAGAGUUCUGUUUUGUUUUAAUACCUGGUUUUUUUGGGUUUUUUUUUCCUCAUCUGGUUUAUUUUAACACAUCACGAUGUGUAGGAAUCUCUAAAUAUACCGCAAAUAUAAACAAAACAAACAAACAAACAAACAAACAAAAAAUAAAA
This is a messenger RNA of Passer montanus (Eurasian tree sparrow), 4179 nucleotides long. RefSeq names its product CACN subunit beta associated regulatory protein (gene CBARP). Gene Ontology annotation, molecular function: transmembrane transporter binding. The record is from RefSeq and is a predicted model, not a curated record. Gene Ontology annotation, cellular component: plasma membrane; secretory granule. The coding region runs from base 163 to 2481 and encodes 772 amino acids. Lineage: Eukaryota; Metazoa; Chordata; Aves; Passeriformes; Passeridae. Gene Ontology annotation, biological process: negative regulation of calcium ion-dependent exocytosis; negative regulation of voltage-gated calcium channel activity. The transcript has 10 exons.